This is a messenger RNA of Hyalella azteca, 2342 nucleotides long. Its product is annotated as protein fem-1 homolog C. The transcript has 2 exons. Gene Ontology annotation, molecular function: protein binding. Gene Ontology annotation, biological process: ubiquitin-dependent protein catabolic process. Bases 276 to 2252 code for a protein of 658 amino acids. The record is from RefSeq and is a predicted model, not a curated record. Gene Ontology annotation, cellular component: ubiquitin ligase complex. Lineage: Eukaryota; Metazoa; Arthropoda; Malacostraca; Amphipoda; Hyalellidae.
UUGUUGUAGCUAAUACUUGUAUAUCUACACUGACAGGUUUCUGUGCUUCAUUUUCCCAGGAAUUAUCUUAAUGUAAUCACAUAUCAUUCUCAUAUAAAAUUAUUUGCAAUUUGAAGUAUUUUAUGCAUCCAUUGGAAUAGUUAAUUCUUUUUGUAUACUGAGGAGAAUAUUUUGAGUCCAUUAGACAAGCUAAGAUAAAGAUGCUAUAUUUUUUGAAGUACUUGUGAGGAUUUUAGCUUUGUUCAUUAUUAUUGGUAAGAAGAACCUGUGUCAUCAUGGAUAUGUCUGGGGACAGUUUCUUCAACCCCAGCAGUCUUCUAUGGCCAAGUCCCAGAGAUGAUGAGGUAGCUAAACUCCGCCGAUUGUUCUUUGAGCUUGUUCAGCAAAUUAAAGAAAUGGGACCAGAUCAAGGCCUGAGCCACCUUCUACGGCGCAGAAUUGAGAGCUUCUCCAAGCAAAGCAGGCAGGAAUUUGUAAAUUGGAAAUCGUCUGGCUGCACCCCUCUGUUCCUGGCGUGCCAGCGCGGUCUUGCUGAGGUGGUUGAGUACCUCUGCUCUACAUGCGGUGCAGAUAUCGAGCUCAAAGGCAUCUACGAAGUUCCUGAAGACCGUUCUAAUCAUUUUGUGACGCCGUUAUGGUGUGCAGCCGUCGCGGGACAGUUGGAAGUAGUCAAAAUGCUCAUUUCUAAAGGUGCCUAUAUCAAUAGCGAAUCUGAUACCGGGUCAACUUCAGUGCGCAGCGCUUGUUACAUGAGCCACAUUUCAGUGGUCAAGUUCCUCGUGGAAUCGGGAGCGGACGUUCAAAAAUCGAAUUUCAAUGGAGGAACUUGCCUCAUCAACUCUGUGCAGAAUGUAGAGUUGUGCAAAAUUCUACUCGACCAUGGAGCGAACAUCAACGCCAAAGAUAUUAAGAGCAAGACAGCUCUACAUUACGCUAUAGAAGAGCACAGGCUCGAAACAGUGAAGCUCCUCAUCAAACGCGGUGCUGACCCGUUCAUCAAGAGCUGCUUCAACGACGACGCCGUGCAAAUUGCCUGCAUUAAAGGAGCUCUCCCAAUUUUUAUGUACUUGAUUACCGAGCUUGAAUUGCCCAUAGAACGAAUAGCCGACUGCCACGAAGUCCUGGGGUCGACUUAUCUCGACGAGCGAAAUAACGUUCAAGAAGCCAUCAAUCACUGGCGUAUAUCAGCUCAGAUCAGAGAGGAGGCUGGUAUUGCAAAGAAGAUUAGCCCGCCUCAUAUGGACUUCAAUUACGUCGCAGAGUUCGUGUCGCAGGCCGAUCUUGAUAGCAUAAUUCUGGACCAAGACUCGCUAAGGAUGCAAAGUCUUUUAAUUUGCUUGCGGGUGUUGGGCGGCGCUCACAAAGACACGAUAUACCGACUCAUGAUACGCGGAGCUGCAUAUGCUGAUACAUUGCAAUAUCAACGCUGCAUCCAGCUGUGGUUGCAUGCUCUCAAUAUCAGAAUUAUCAAUGACACAAUGCUCAAUACAGAAGUGAACUUGAGCUCAAACGCUCUCAUGAAGCUCAUGCUUGAUAUCAUUGAAGCUUACCCUCCUGCGGAAGUCAAGAGGGUGAUCGUGUUCGAAGAUGUCUUCCGUGCACUCACCUUGAUAGGUGAUCAGUUCGAGCAAUGCACGGAGUUACUCUCGAUAAAGCCUGAAUUCCGACGUCAGCAGUGCGAUUUUGACCAGUCACUCACUCUUUUCAUUUAUUUGAUUUUCGUUAAUUUACUCAUUGAGCCCAACAAAGAUCAGAUGCAGAAGCUUGUCCAUUACAUUACCAAAAUAGUUCGCUUGAACCCUGUCACGACAGACAACCAGUUCAGCUUACUUCAUCUGAGCGCGACGAACGGCAAACUUACGUUCAUGUCUGGCAGUGCGCCCAAUCAGUUCACGAGCUCGCACUUCCCUGAUCCUGCGGUGACAUCACUCCUGCUCGACUGUGACGCUAACGUCAACGCCAGGUCUCGAGAUGGCUGCUCGCCGCUCUUCUUAGCUUCUCACGAGAGGCACUACAAGAAAGAGAUCUUCAAGAUAUUGCUAGAGCGUGGCGCCCACUUGGACCAGGCCAACUUUUGGGGCGACCACGCAGGCGUUGUGCUCCGCGGUAACCGCGCAUGGCUGAUCGACCCUCUGGCGCUACCCGUCCCGCCCCUCAAGUGCCUCGCCGCCAGGACGAUGCGGCGUCACCGCGUCCCUGUGCUGCCAGGCGACCUUCCGUCCUCGCUUGCCGCCUUCCUCGCCAUCCACUAAACACGGCCUUCUCGUUUGUUUUCUCCACGAACAAUAAUCGUUUUCUUUUUAGCGCAUUUUCUCAUUUAUGGAAAAAAGGAGCUAUUGUGC